ACGGAACCGAGUUGGGGUCUCCGGCGCUACCUCUUCUCCGCGAUUUUCGGAACCCGCGAAAUCCGCGAUUUUUCGAGCCCCCCAAACCCGCCCCGAGCCCCGGGGUGCCCCGAAAAGUCCCCCUUUUUGAAGUGAAAGUGAACCGCGACGCUCCCGUGGAUGUGCGUCCGUUGUGGAUCGUGUAAUAUGUAUGUGUGUGUGACGCGUAAGUUUACCGAUACGGCUCGAACGACUAUAGAAUAAAAAGCAUGGCUUUUUCCAUGAAUAUUCCAUCGGACGAGAAGGUUGAGAAAAAGAAAUUCCCUCCAUCCGCCCCCAUUCACGCUCCUCCACCGGAACCGGAAAUUGACUCAAAAUACACCAAUGGUUGUGCCAUGAAAAUGACAAGAUGGUUACUGUUAAUAUGCGCCUCUUGCCUGGUGCUCUCCGCGCUGGCGUCGCCGGUUCUCCAGGGCGGCGGAGACGUGGACGUGGCGAAGGGACGGCAGGCGGACGCGGCGGCCGCCGUCGUGGAUAACAGCGUCGCGGCGGCGGCGUCGCCGGCGGCAGCGGCCCCCGUCGCGGCGGCGCCGGCCCCCGCGGUCACCCCCGAGCCCGAGGACGACGAGGACGAUGAGGACGACGACGACGAUGACGUCGACCUCGACAUCACCGACGACGACGAUGAUGACGACGACGAGGAGGAGAACGAGACUGCUGCCGAUGAUGACGACGAAGACGAUGAUGAUGACUACGACUUCGAGAGGUUCUUCGAUGAUCUCCUGGGAGACGAUGACGACGACGACGAGGAAGAGGAGGAAUCUGCGCCGAGCGCGGCUCCGCUAUCGGCAACGCCAGCUCCAGCGGCAACGCAGGCGGCACUGACGGGCCUGGCAGCCUCGAACGUGGACUACAACUCGGCCGACUACAACGCAGCCCCGGGUGAGGCGCCCCUCUCGAACGACGCCAACGACGUCUACGACGAGGAGGACCAGGAGACGGCGCCCAACACGGUGACGCUCGUCUCGGCGGCCAACGAGGACGCCCCGCAGGAGAACGCCGUCUCGCCCUCCCCCUCGUCGACCGGCGACGACGACGAUGAGGACGACGACGACAUAGACCUCAGCGACGACGACGACGAGGAGGAGGACGACGACGAAGGCGACGAGGACGACGACGAUGACGAUGACGAGGACGAGAGCGGAGCGCAGUCCGGCAGGGCGCACCGAGCACGAGCUUUGAGCCCAGGAGGAGAGACAGUGGCCCCCGCAUACAUCGCCAAGUACAAUCGAUUCAUCGACACCAUCUUGAUGAGAGUUAACAAAAUCUUGAAGAAAAGCUACGAUCCAGUGAACGUCCGUCUUCAAAGCCCGGUCGACACGAAGAAAAAAGGCCCGAAACCUGCCGCUACGAAGAAGAACAAGCCGAAAACCAAGCUGAAGACCAAGAGGCGACCUGUCAACAAGGAAACUCGAACCGAUGAGCAGCAACUAAACCGCACCUCUCAACAGUCUCAAACUUCAAAUGCAGUAUCAGACUCAGCCUCUUUAAAGGUAGAACCAAAGAAUGACCAAGGCAGCAGUCUGCCUACCGAUGGAACGACCUCUCCGCAACAAAACGUAGCCGCCUCUAACAGGAGACAGCAAAGGAAACGAAAAGUAGUCAAAACAAAGACGAAGGUGCAGAUAGCGAGAAAUAAUCCAAGAGCAAAGGCCACCUUGUAUGGUUUGUCAUCUAUGCGAAGGGAUGGUGACGUCACAGCUAAUGUUAUGCGCUCCCAUACAACUGUGAGGGCGAAAUUCUUGGUCGGUCCACUCACCCUCAAAGUAGAGAAAGAGUUUGGCCGCGGUGUAAAGAAAGAGUUGAGAAGUGCCACUGCCACGACCGCUGAACUGGUGGGCAAACUGAAUCUUCGAGUUGUGCAGGGAGGAGCCGCAACCCUUCACUCAAUCAGGGUCCUCCAGCCCAAACAGCAGGUGCGGAUCGACACGGGAGCCCCGGAGGACAACGACCAAGACCAGACGCGGGAGUUCAUGUGGAAGAGGUCAUCCAACAUCGCGCACCUCGUCGCCGAGAAACUCACCGCCGUGACCAGGUCCAUGCUCCAGCCACCCCCGCAACAGAUUCCCGCCGAACCCACCCCCAUCCCUUUCGCCAAAGCCGCGUAGGCUAGACUAGCUUAAGAACCCACCCGGUGACUCCGAGUCAACUUAAUUGUUAUCCACGGUGAUACAUGAAGACUGGAAAUUUAAAAUAUCCUCUAUCAUC
This is a messenger RNA of Bemisia tabaci, 2247 nucleotides long. Lineage: Eukaryota; Metazoa; Arthropoda; Insecta; Hemiptera; Aleyrodidae. The record is from RefSeq and is a predicted model, not a curated record.